UUGAAGUUUCGGAAUUUACAUGCAGUACAGUUGUUUGUUUGGUAACGUGUGUAUGUUAGUAAGGUCUUUGAGUAAAAUAUCGAAUAUAUACUGUUUACAAGUAAGAUAAACACCACAAAGUGUGAAUCCAAGAUAUAUGAUGUGGGAAGAUUCGUAACAAAUGUAAUAUUUUGUGCUCCAGGACACUGUGCUUGUUAUGUUUUAAAGAUGGCUUCGACAGAGCAGUUGGGACCGAAUAAAACGUGGGAACUUUCAUUGUACGAGCUUCACAGAACACCACAAGAUGCGAUAACUGAUAACACUGAAAUAGCUGUAUCUCCGAGAAGUUUGCAUAGUGAAUUAAUGUGCCCUAUAUGUUUGGACAUGCUAAAGAAGACAAUGACAACAAAAGAGUGUUUACAUAGGUUUUGUUCUGACUGUAUCAUAACAGCAUUAAGAUCUGGCAAUAAGGAAUGUCCUACGUGCAGGAAGAAACUCGUGUCGAAGCGUUCGUUGAGACCAGAUCCAAAUUUUGAUUUACUCAUUCAAAAAAUUUAUCCUAGUCGUGAUGAAUACGAAGCUCAUCAAGAGAGGGUGUUGGCAAAAUUGAGCAAGAGCCAUAGCCAGGCGGCGCUUGUGAAUUCGAUAAACGAGGGAAUCAAGUCGCAGUCACAGAACAGGCCCCAGCGAUCACGUAAGGCGGCAAAUGAGUCUGACACUGCACCAGGUGGGACACCGAAUGCGAGCGCCCCGACGACGCCAACGCAUCAAGACGCCGGGGCGCCGAGACCGAUAACGCCACCUGCAAGCGAACCAACACCUCCAGCGGUACCGCCCCCACCCCAACAGCCGCAACCGCCCCCGCCAAGCCCAACUCUUUCCAACAAAUCCACCAAACGUCUUAAAUCUGUCCCUAACUCCGAAAACGAGUCCGCAGGAUCAAGUGUGGAGGCUGGCGGACACGAGUCGUCUGUAGGAGAGGUUGAUGCCGCGGAACCAGCUAUGUUAAACGAAGUUGAAAUUAUUUUCAAACCACAUCCCACCGAGAUGCUGGGGGAGCAGGUGCUUAUCAAGGCACUGAAGGACAACUCUGUGCGGUACAUCAAGACAACAGCCAACGCCACAGUUGACCAUCUCGGCAAGUAUUUGGCAAUGCGGCUGACACUUGAUCUGGAGGCAGAGGUACCUGAGCCACUCCGUCUUUUGAACUUCUGCAUUUAUAUAGCAUCAGCGCCUGGUCAGCUUAUUGUCUUGAGUGGCACACAGACACUGCGACAAGUCAAUGACAAGUUCUGGAAGAUCAACAAACCGUUGGAAAUGUUCUACUCCUGGAAGAGGUCCUAGGGGCAGGGCCAGGAUCGCUGACCGGCGGUCUCGAACAGAUCGUGAAGGUGAUCCGUGUUGUGCUAGACUAUUGGAACAACUGAUCCACUGAAAGACAGCGUUAUUAUUUUUCACAUGAAAUUUGUUGUUUUGAGUUAUGAGUAACUCAAAAAUUACAUUCUGAGUUGUUCACCUUUUGUUGAUGUAAAGAGAAGUUAUGCUCUUGCAUAACUAUUUUAUUGAUCUGAGAUAUAUUUAUGAGGAAGUGUAAUAUGAAACAGUAGAUCAUGUUCAAAGAAAUGUAUACUUUUGUGCCUUACUUCCCCUUUUCUGUUGUUGUUUAUGUAUCAGAUUCUGAGAGACAGUAUUAUGUUUCAUGGACAGUAUGUUACCAUGACAAAAACUGAGGAGAAUGUGUAUAAGAGUACUUUGCAUGAUGCUCUUGUCUAAUAAACUUGACCUUUAUACAGACA
Molecule: messenger RNA, 1775 nt
Organism: Schistocerca piceifrons (Central American locust)
Lineage: Eukaryota; Metazoa; Arthropoda; Insecta; Orthoptera; Acrididae
Gene: Sce
Product: E3 ubiquitin-protein ligase RING1
Exons: 2
Coding region: 208-1323 (371 amino acids)
Cellular component (GO): ubiquitin ligase complex; PcG protein complex
Molecular function (GO): ubiquitin protein ligase activity; chromatin binding
Source: RefSeq, a predicted model, not a curated record